Bradysia coprophila is the source of this 798-nucleotide messenger RNA. It is a transcript of the gene Tcs5, whose product is annotated as TP53 regulating kinase. Gene Ontology annotation, molecular function: ATP binding; protein serine/threonine kinase activity. NCBI's taxonomy places the organism in Eukaryota, Metazoa, Arthropoda, Insecta, Diptera, Sciaridae. The record is from RefSeq and is a predicted model, not a curated record. Gene Ontology annotation, biological process: protein phosphorylation. Gene Ontology annotation, cellular component: cytosol; EKC/KEOPS complex; nucleus.
AUGAAACGUUGUUCUCCAAACCAAACGAGUGUCAAAAAUAGCGAUUCUGUGUCAUAACAACAAAUUAUUUUAAUUUUUCAUAUUAAAAAAAAUGAAUAACGAACCAGAGACCUUACUUCUGAAACAAGGUGCCGAGGCCAAGCUGUACAUAAGUGAGUUUAACUCGCAAAAAUGUUUGGUAAAGGAAAGAUUCAAGAAAACCUAUCGACUUCCCGAAAUCGACAAACAAUUGUCCAACGAACGGAUGAAAGCUGAAUCGAAAUCGAUAUCACGGUGUCAAGCGGCCGGGAUCUUGGUGCCGAAAGUCUAUCACAUGAAUUUGAACGAUCGCAAGAUUUAUAUGGAGUAUUUCGAGCGAGCCAUUACGGCCAAAAAGUAUAUCAACGACCUGGAUGCCGACAGCGAAGGAUACUUAAAGCGACUUGGAGAAACGAUUGGACGUAUAGUGGGUGAGAUGCACGGGAACAAUAUCAUUCACGGCGACCUGACCACAUCCAACAUACUACUGAAUCCGAAAGGUGAAGACUUCCAUGACUACGACAUGGUAUUUAUUGACUUUGGUUUGGCACAUUACGGUCAUAGCACGGAAGAUAAAGGAGUCGAUUUGUAUGUGCUGGAGCGAGCCUUGUUGAGUACACACAGCUCUGUACCGAACCUUUUCGAAAUUAUUUUAAGUUCGUACAAAUUGCAUAAUGAAAAAGGGGCGGCUGAUGUUGUAACAAAGUUCGAAGAUGUUAGAGCUAGAGGCAGAAAGAGAACGAUGGUCGGAUGAUUUAUUAAAAGUUUUCCAAGGAAUUU